Molecule: messenger RNA, 1116 nt
Organism: Nanorana parkeri
Lineage: Eukaryota; Metazoa; Chordata; Amphibia; Anura; Dicroglossidae
Gene: L1TD1
Product: LINE1 type transposase domain containing 1
Exons: 1
Coding region: 1-1116 (371 amino acids)
Biological process (GO): retrotransposition
Cellular component (GO): ribonucleoprotein complex
Molecular function (GO): single-stranded RNA binding
Source: RefSeq, a predicted model, not a curated record
AUGUCUAAAAAGAAGGACGGUAGAGGCCUCACGAUCCAAGAUGGCGGCGGCGGUGGCGGCUCGCAUCCUGCACUUCCCACCCCCAGUAAGCAAACGGGGGACAGGAACAGGGAUGCUGCGGUGAGGCUGGAACGCUUCACCCGACACCCGGACACACCGGCCAAGGCACGCCGACUCUCCUACUCCGCAGACCGCGCCUAUAAGAGGGAUAUGGGGCCCGGCUCCCCACACAUCUCUGCCUCUGACUCGGAGGACCCGGAUGAUACCGCAGUGACUGUGAGUACAGUGCCUAAGACUCUGAAGGGCCCUAAAGCAUCUAAAACUAAAUCUAAGCCGAUUGAGCCUACCAUCUCAGAUGUUUUUUCGGCUGUACAGCUAUGCAACGCUGCGCUGACAUCUCUCACAGAUCAGGUGCAGGGGAUGAGGGCCGACAUAUCCUUCAUGCGCCAUGAUCUGCAGAAAGUGCGGGACCGCACUUCUGCCCUGGAGGGUAGGGUGAGUGGGCUGGAAGAUACUACGACCCCAUUGCUCUCUGAUGUGAAAACGGCAUUACAUGAUAUUUCUGCACACACCCUGAAAAUGGAUGAUGUGGAGAACAGGCUGAGACGCAACAAUAUCCGGGCUGUCGGCAUUCCGGAACGCACAGAAGGGGCUAAUGCCACUGACUACAUGGAAUCCUGGCUCUGUGAAGUUUUUGGGAAGACCUACUUGUCCCCUUUGUUUGCUGUGGAAAGAGCUCACAGAGUUCCCUCUCGCCCGUUACCACCUGGGAACCCGCCUAGGCCCAUGUUGAUCCGGCUUCUGAAUUACCGGGAUAAAGAACGUAUCCUGCGAAAGGCACGGGAUAUGGGGGAAAUCUCUCUGGCCGGCUCGAAGAUUAUGCUAUUUCCAGAUUUUUCGCAGGAGGUGCAACGUCGCAGAGCGAAAUUCAUGGAUGUCAAGAAGCGUCUCCAACAUCUCCAUCUGUCAUACUCCAUGAUCUAUCCUGCAAGGCUACGUGUGAUUGCUGCUGGAGAAACCCACUUUUUUGACAACCUCUCUCAAGCUUCAUCCUGGCUGGAUAAAUUUGACCGUUGGGCGGUUGAGGACCAUCGAUCCCAAUCGUUUCAAUACUAG